AUGACCUCCACCACGUCUGCCAACCUUUUCACAUGUACGUUCUGCUUCCGCCUGUCUUCUGGCCCGCCGCAAAUCCUGGGCCGCUCUGCCCGUCUCGCCUGCAAGACCUGUUGCACGAUCCUGUUGGACCUCUCCAUCUACUGGGUGUGCGGGGAGCUCAUUUUCCGCGGGGAAGACUGCGUCAGCUUCGGUUGGUGCUUCUGGCACAAGGCCUGCUACGGCUGCUUGCUCUGCGGCAACAGACUCGUCCACCGCGGUGUCAAGAUACCCGCGCUCUUUGCGGGAGAGCCUAAACAGAAGAAUGGGCGAGGGAAAGAGCUGACAGAGGCGCCCAUAUGUGCGCCUUGCAUGGUGGACUCCGAGGUGGAUGGGGUAACCGAGGAGGUCUUGGUCAAAAGAGGACUGAGGCGGGUGGAGAGGUAUGAUGCCGGGGUGACGAGGAAGAGAUGGGAGGAGCGGGAGGGAGAGGCAGGGAGAGACGGUGGUAAAGGGAAAGCAAGAGCCACGAACCUGGAAACAGGGAAGCUGUCACGAGGUUUCGGGAUAGAUGGGGCUGGUGAAGGCGCAUCGCAAGACUCGACUAUAUGGGUGAAUCUUUCCGACCCGAUCAAUGGGCCGUCUUUUAAACCGAGCCCGCUGAAACCUAUUCCUUGGCUCCAGCCGCGAGCUCUACCUACAACGAAACUCGAAGCUCUCUACACUCUGAUAGCACUCGAUCUGGCACUCCCACGAUACGGUUCAAACGUUCACCUGGUCUGGAUGGCAGAGAUGCAAUUCUACCAGCGUCGCGGGAAAUCCCACCCACAACAACAGCAAAGAAGAGCCGCUCCAACGCCCAUCAUCACGACUGAAACUACGGACACGCGGGUCCGAGACGCUUUGUUCUGCGUAUUUGACGCCGCCGGAAUUCCCAGAUUGCCCAAGCACAUCGGAGCUCACGGCCGAGGCGGUGUCAUCGUCGCCCUCGACAGACCUAGCCACAGCUAA
Clonostachys rhizophaga is the source of this 987-nucleotide messenger RNA. The record is from the annotation of a GenBank genome assembly. Lineage: Eukaryota; Fungi; Ascomycota; Sordariomycetes; Hypocreales; Bionectriaceae.